Molecule: messenger RNA, 786 nt
Organism: Bacillus rossius redtenbacheri
Lineage: Eukaryota; Metazoa; Arthropoda; Insecta; Phasmatodea; Bacillidae
Product: guanine nucleotide-binding protein G(s) subunit alpha-like
Exons: 6
Coding region: 238-786 (182 amino acids)
Biological process (GO): sensory perception of chemical stimulus; adenylate cyclase-activating dopamine receptor signaling pathway
Cellular component (GO): heterotrimeric G-protein complex
Molecular function (GO): guanyl nucleotide binding; G protein-coupled receptor binding; G-protein beta/gamma-subunit complex binding
Source: RefSeq, a predicted model, not a curated record
AAUUGAUGGUGGGCAAUCUAGCACUUCUCACUUCUUGCUGAUAAUCUUAUCAACUGUUUGAGCAGCCAGUAGUCCAACCAAUUGAAGCAUGUACAUAGUGGUGAUAAAAGAUAGAACAAUAUCUUGACCACGGCACACCCUGUUAGCAUAAACAGCACGAGUCAAGUCGUGCCGAGAAUUUCAGUCCGUAUUCGUGACAGGGUGCACCUCAAGUUGCAGUGUGAGCGGCGCGGGGAAAUGCGGUGCUUGGGCCGGCAGCAGAGCGAGGAGCGCAAGGCCAGCAAGGAACUGGACAAGAAGAUCCGCCUGUGGAGCCAGCAGUACAACAAGGCCAUCAAGCUGCUGCUCCUAGGACCAGGGGAAUCUGGAAAGACAACUAUACUCAAACAGAUGAAGAUCUUGCAUAUCAAAGGUUUCUCGGACAGUGAGCGACUUGCCAUCGUCUCUCAGAUACGACAAAAUGUGCACGAGUCCAUCUACGAUAUAGUGAGGAACAUGACGCAACUAGACCCACCCAUCGAUCUGGACGACGACCAGAGUGGAAACAGUGCUGUGUACAUACUAGACCUGGGAAAACAGGGUCCACAAAAAUUUGAUACCCAAUACUUCGACCACGUGCAGAUCCUUUGGGGAGACAGCGGAGUGCAGGAGUGCUACAGGCGGUCCAGCGAGUUCCAGCUGAUCAGCAGUGCCAAGUAUUUCCUGGACCGGAUCGACAAAGUGAGGUUACCGGGGUACAAUCCUUCCGACCAGGUGCAGUAUCCAAACAGUUGCUACUUUUAUUAA